Messenger RNA from Sphaerulina musiva SO2202, 5310 nucleotides. RefSeq lists its product as uncharacterized. Lineage: Eukaryota; Fungi; Ascomycota; Dothideomycetes; Mycosphaerellales; Mycosphaerellaceae. Bases 293 to 4939 code for a protein of 1548 amino acids. The record is from RefSeq and is a predicted model, not a curated record. Gene Ontology annotation, biological process: regulation of GTPase activity. The transcript is spliced from 2 exons.
UUACAGUACCUUCCUCUACCGAUUACACCGCUCCGCUUUCGUUACACAGUCCAUUAUCAUUGAGAGUAGUGGACACCCUCCCCCCCUCCCCCCAUCACACUUACUGCUGCUGCUGUUCCUGCUGCCGCCGGCACACCGCGCCUUACCUCGCCUCGCCGCCUAUACCCGCCCCGUGCGACAUGCGAAAAACAGUCGACGAAAGCCGCUGCUGGAGUGUUCGAGCCUCAGGACGUCGAAGCAGUCAAAGGCCGCAGCAGAAGACACAGACGGCGCCCACAUUCAUUCCUUCAUCAUGAGUGAUAAGGCGUCUCGGCGACGGAGUGGGGCGUGGAGUUCUGAUGUGUUGGAGCAGGACAAGCCGCGCAGCAAGAAUCGCUGGGGUAAGGAGAAGUACAGGACGAUCAAGGAUGCAGACAGACCGCCCAAGUCUCCCAUGUCCACCAGCAGUACGCAAACAGAGGCUAAGCCCACCACCACUACCACCACCACCACCUCCUCCUCCUCCGCUGCCGCCGCCACUACCUCCUCCACCGGCACGGGCACCACCAACACCAGCACCACCACCAGUAGGGCCGUCAGUAGACGGCCCUCAAUGGGUCUGCGUCAAGGUAGCACUGCAGUCAACAGCAGUGGAACGCAGACCAUUCGGGCGGUAACACCCGAAAACGAGCACACGGGAAGGGACGUGUCAAUGGACCACAAUGACCACAAUGACCGGAAUGGCAACGGCAAUCUCCCUGUCAACACCAUGAACUCGACGAAUUUCGAGCAGGUUUUCAUCCCGCACACGACAACCACUAUUGUGGGCGGGGCAGCAGCGCGCGACAGCCCGGGUGCCUCAUCGAGCAGAAGCAGACGCCGCGGCGAUCGCGACCGCGACCGCGACAGGGACCCAGAUCACAGCCACACCAUCAGUCCGGCCAGCAGCAGGAACGGCAGUGUCAACAUCUCCAGUACCUCCUUUCUCGCACGUAGCGGCAGCGGCAGCAAGAGCAAUGGACAGCGCACACAGGGCAUCAUGGCAGAAAGUGAUACGUUUCAGCGUCCGCGCACGAGCACCAGCGCGAGCGAAGAGCAGCGUCGAAGAGGCUAUGGAGACUCGUCGCUCAAUGCGAAGAUUAAGCAACGGGUCGGCAGCGUGCAGUCGCCAUCAUCGCCCAUAGGUGGAGCGGAGUAUCUGGCGUCGGUGCCAGCGCCGACAGAGCCUCUCACAGCACCCUCUGUUUCAUCGCUCGGCUCGCCUGUGGGAUCGCCUUCCCACACACCGCAUGGCCACCGCUCCAUCUCACCCGUCUCCACCAGCACGGCCGACUCGAUAACAUCGGCUCUCCCCAGUGCGAAUGUGAGGCGCAUUCUCCAUUUGGCCAAAACCUUGAAUGGCAGAAUGAGUGGCAACGUCAUCUUUCGUCGCGGUCAUGGAAAUCCAUGGAGUCAAAGCUAUUGCUACAUUCACGAAGAAAGUGGCAGCCUGAUGUAUGAAUCGAGAGGCAGCGAGGGCGCUCACAAGACGCUGAUCCCGGAACUGCGAGGCUCAUCUGUGAGAUCGAAUCUGGAUGGAGACAUGCCUUACCUCGAGGUGACAUUUUUAGACCGACCAGACGAAGUUCAUAUCAAGCUGCAGACACAAUCUGACUUCGAUGCUUGGUAUGCGGCUCUAUUGCACUGGACACCCAGAGACUCGAGUUCCGUCAGUAGUAAUGAGACUCGUCCGAAUGCAGACAGCACCAGGUCAUCGACUAUAUCCGAACACACCAAGCGAAGAGCUUCUGUGAACAACCCUGUCAGUCCCACGACAAGAGAUCGUGCUGCUAGCAACAGGAGUCACAGGAGCGAUCGCCGGAAAUCCGUCAUAACCGCCCAGCCCAAGGAGAACCCUGUCAUCAAGAUUGGUAAGAUGAUUUACUGGGAUACCAACAUCGGACAUAACAGCUCGAGCGCCUCUGGGCUUGGACAACCAUCGUCGAGCAGGCCGAAAUCCAAUAGGAUGCAAAGUGUGGGCUCGCGCAGAUGGAGACGUAUCAGUGGGCAACUGCGCGAGAACGGUGAGCUGAAGCUCCACUCCGACGCAGACAACUCUUUGAUCUCGGUGGUACAGCUGAGUCAAUUGAGUCGGUGCGCCAUACAGCGACUGGACUCGAGUGUUCUGGAGAACGAAUUCUGCAUUGCCAUAUACCCACAGUAUACGGCAAGCUACACCAACACACAGCCAGGAUUCAUUCGACCCAUCUUCUUGAGCUUGGAGAACCGCGUGCUGUACGAAGUGUGGUUCGUACUGUUACGUGCCUUCACGAUGCCUUCCAUAUAUGGACCACGCAUCGAUGCAGAGCACGAAACGGGCAACCAAGGCUCCAACCGAGACCUCGAAAGCAUGAUAGCAACAAGUACGACUUAUACCUUCCGGAUGGAACGGAGCCUGAGCGUCAGGGUUGUCGAAGCUAAAAUGCAGUCUCCCAAUGCUGGCGAAUCCAGUUCGGGUCUUGGCAGUGGCUUCAGCAGACAACAGGCCCAUGGGCAUGGUUACUAUGCAGAAGUACUCCUGGACAACGAGACCAGAGGCAAGACGGUCGUCAAAUACGAGGGUCUGAAUCCAUUGUGGGGUGAGAGUUUCGAAUUCCAGGAUCUGCCACCCGUACUCAACAAUGCGAGCGUGAUUAUCAAAAGGCGGCCGCCUGAGCAUGAGCAUUCCAAACAGGACAGCAAACACAAAACGCACGACACAUACGGCGAAGAGCAAGGCGGCUUCACGAGUCUGGCAUAUGACCACAACUGCGGCAAGGUGGAAAUUCAGAUGGAGGAGCUCGAGCCGGAGAAGGAAGUGGAGAAGUGGUGGCCAGUGACGAACAUGCAUGGACAGCAUGUGGGCGAAGUAUUGAUCAAAGUUCGUGCGGACGAAGGCAUCAUUCUCAUGGCGCGCGACUAUCAGCAGCUGAGUGAGUUGUUGCACCGGUUCUCGAAUGGCUUAACGCUACAGAUCGCCCAGAUGAUACCCAGCGAGUUGAAGAGGCUCAGCGACAGCCUGCUCAGCAUAUUCCAGGUAUCGGGAAAGGCUGGUGAUUGGAUCAUGGCAUUGGUGGAAGAGGAGAUUGAUGGCAGUCACAAGGAGACGCCCAUCACGAAAUUGAGGUACAGCAGACGUGUGGGCUCCGAAAGCAGCGGCGACCCGCUUGGAACUGGAGCUCCCAACAGUGAUCGCGAGCUGGUCGUGCGCGAUCUUAACAAGAACGCCACUCUCGAAGCAAACUUACUGUUCAGAGGCAAUACGCUGCUGACUAAGAGCUUAGAUACUCACAUGCGACGCGUGGGCAACGAGUAUCUGCAGGGCUCACUCGCUGCCAAGCUCCAGGAGAUCAAUGAUAAGGAUUUGGACUGUGAAGUGGACCCGAACCGUGUUGGCUCACCUCAGGAUGUGGACCGCAACUGGAGGAGGCUGUUACUCUUCACACAAGAAGUCUGGAAAGGUAUCGUGGCGCACCGACACAGGUGUCCGAUCGAGCUCAGGGUGAUAUUCCGACACAUUCGCGCGUGCGCAGAAGAUCGGUACGGAGACUUCUUGCGGACCGUCAGCUACAGCAGCGUCUCCGGAUUCUUGUUCCUCCGCUUCUUCUGCCCUGCUGUGCUCAACCCCAAGCUGUUUGGACUUCUUACUGAUGACACCAAGCCUCGAGCACGCCGCGCGUUCACUCUGAUUGCGAAGUCGCUGCAGACCAUGGCGAAUAUGGCCUCCUUCGGCACCAAGGAGCCGUGGAUGGAGCCCAUGAACGCGUUUCUGGUUCAGCAUCGCGAGGGCUUCAAGACCUUCAUUGACGAUAUUUGCCAUGUGCCGACGCCGAUUUCAGGCAGUAGCUUUCCCAAUUCCGGAGCGUCGCCAACCUGGCCAUCCGACAUCGUGAGCACCGAACGACAUCUGAGCUACACCACACCCAUGACAAUCAUGCAACGACUGCCACCCAGUAGUCGAGAAGGCUUCCCGAGCUUGCCGUAUCUCAUUGAUCAAGCCAGGUCUUUUGCGGACCUGAUCCACCUCUGGCUGGAAGCACUGGCGGCACUAUCAAGCAGCCAUGAUUCAGCGGCAUUGCCAGGAAAGACACAUAGCGACAUUGUCAACGCAAUCAAUGCCUCGGGGGGCGAUCUCCGGGAGUUUCACGAGCUCUGCGAAGAGCUGAAUGCCCGGACACAAGAAUGCCUCAAUCGCGCCGAGCGCGCCGAGCGACCUGAUAGUCCCGGCAGUUUCCAGUGGGAGGAUGUGAUCAACCAGCUGCAGAAAUCUCACGUGCGAGGUCAGCCAGCCAAACCAGGCCAGGACCCCUUCGACGUGGUGGCAGAGAGGAUUGCUACUGAUCCAUCGAUACUGCCAGACGAUGCCAACCCAGCAAUCGAAGCUACACUUGCACAACUUCGGGGCGAGCCUGCUUCCGAGGCCGUGUCGGAUGACGAUCUGACGAAGAGUGCAUAUGGCGAGCGCUACAUCCCCUCUGCUGAAGCGGCUGUACCCGGCAUGUCCCGAUCGCAAAGUGAAUACACUGUGCGACCCGGAUCGCACAGCCUGGACGGCAGUACAGUGGGUGGCAGCACUUUUUCGGGCGGGAUGAAACGCGAUUAUCCGCAGAGCAUCGGCUCCCCCCAUGCAUCUGUCAGUGCAAGCAUGAGCAGCGCGUCCGGAAUUUCGACUGCUGUGACCAGCGAUACCGAGCGCCAGAUGACAACCGCUCUGCCAUGUUACCAGAGGGAAAUUAGCCAUCGGGAACGACGAGAGGCUGCCAAAUUAUUGAUCCGGUCCCAGGUGGAAGCGGAUCGAGUUCGAGACAAGGAGAAGAAAGAACGGAAGACGAACAAGCUGAUUCCUCCUGGAUUACGAAAGAAGAAGGAUAAGGAUGUGCCAUCACGAAGCGCUACCAGCACGCCAUUGGAAGGGCAGUGGAAAGAAAAUGGCGUGAUUUGAUGACUGGGUUGUGACACAUUGGAAUAUGAGCGAGCAUUGCGUUGUUGUGUCGUGAAAAGCACGAACUGAGAUACCUAUUUUUUGUUGUCAUGUAUCUUUUGGAGAGGAGAAGGAGGAGGCAGGGAAUUUCGGCUGAAUUUCAUGGUGUGGUAACGUGUGAUCAGGAAGAUCCGAUCGUGACGAAGGGGCGGUGGGAACAGACAUUAUCAAGCAGCUGAGAAAUAGACGGAGUGGUUCCCUGUUGUCGUGGCCGACCAGAUAUCUGUCAGAUUCUGUCCGCAGAAAGCCAGCGGUAGCAUCGAUAUAGGAAGAGCAGUUUUGCUGGAAUACUACGACCUCGUGUCCAUUGGUGAACCGCGCGCGUAUGCAUC